AAUUUGUGUAUGAAGAAAUAGAGAGCAAUUACUUUUUAAAUUACACAGAGCAAAAUCCAAUCUGUGUUUCUUGUCAAUGUUUUUUUGUUGGUGCUUUCACCAAGUGUUUCUUGGGUUUAGAUUGGGUUUUAGCAUCACAAGGAGAGGACUUUGUCUUGUGGUCUAUUCAUCUUCAAGAAGCUAAGCACAGUCUCUGAGAACUUGGGGAUUUGGUAGGAUCUGUUAGAUGCUAAAAGAAUAAAAAAGGGAAUCUUUAGAUAUGGAAGAUGAUGGUGGUGGCGAUGGAGGCGAAGGAAAUGGUGGGUUUUCACCUAAUUCUAGCUUUGGGGCAUUCUCUGACACGGCCAUGGAUUUGGAUUUCAUGGAUGAGCUCUUGUUUGAUGGAUGUUGGAUAGAGACAACAGAUAGUAAGAGCUUGAACCAGACAGAACAAUCUGCUUCAGCUUCUACCGCCAUGAUAGACAUUAGCCCUUUCCUCUGCUUUGGUGAGAACCCAUCUCAAGAUAAUUUCUCUAAUGAAGAAACAGAGAGAAUGUUUCCUCAUUCACCUAGUAACCAGGCUGAAAAGUUUCUCCUCGAAGAAGCUGAGGUGGGAAAAAGUUGGUGGAUUGCCCCAAGAGCAAGUGAAGGACCUUCUUCAUCUGUGAAGGAGAGACUAUUACAAGCUAUUAGUGGUCUUAACGAGGCGGUGCAAGAUAAGGACUUCUUGGUUCAGAUAUGGGUGCCAAUUCAGCAGGAAGGGAAGAGCUUUCUGACCACUUGCGCUCAGCCACAUUUAUUCAACCAAGAAUACUCCAGCCUUGCAGAAUACAGACAUGUUUCAGAGACUUAUAAUUUCCCGGCUGAUGAGGGUAUGAAAGACUUUGUGGGUCUUCCCGGUCGUGUUUUCUUGCAGAAGUUGCCUGAGUGGACUCCUGAUGUGCGUUUCUUUAGAAGAGAUGAAUAUCCGCGCAUCAAAGAAGCACAGAAGUGUGAUGUUCGUGGGUCACUUGCCCUUCCUGUUUUCGAAAGAGGUAGUGGGACUUGUUUGGGUGUUGUUGAGAUCGUCACAACAACUCAGAAGAUGAAUUACCGGCAAGAACUUGAGAAGAUGUGUAAAGCUCUUGAGGAUCUUCAGUUCAAUUCUGCAUAUGUUUGUACUGUGAUUGUUCUGCAUCUUUCUUUCUGCAUCAUGUCUCUUCCUGCCGUCAAUCUAAGGAGUUCAAGUAACUUGAACACUCCAAGCUCUGAGUUUCUGCAGGUCUAUAGUGAUUUCUACUGUGCUGCAUUACCUGAAAUAAAGGAUUUUUUGGCCACAGUCUGCAGAUCAUAUGAUUUACCUUUAGCUUUGUCAUGGGCCCCAUGUGCUCGGCAAGGCAAAGUUGGUUCCCGACAUUCUGAUGAGAACUUCUCUCAGUGUGUUUCAACAAUGGAUUCUGCUUGCUCUGUCCCCGACGAACAGAGCAAAAUAUUUUGGGAGGCAUGCUCUGAACACCAUCUGCUCCAGGGGCAAGGCAUUGUUGGGAAAGCAUUCAAUGCCACCAAACUGUUUUUUGUGCCCGAAGUGACCACAUUUAGCAAGACUAACUACCCUCUUGCACACCACGCCAAGAUAUCUGGACUACAUGCUGCUUUAGCAGUCCCAUUAACGAGCAAAUCUGGUUUGGUUGAGUUUGUGCUGGAAUUCUUCUUUCCAAAAGCCUGCCUUGACACUGAAGCGCAACAGGAAAUGCUCAAGUCAUUGUCUGUGACGCUGCAGCAAGAUUUCAGGAGUUCAAAUCUUGUCAUUGACAAAGACCUAGAGUUAAAAGUCGUAUUUCCUGUUAGAGAGACAAUGCUCUUCUCAGAAAACCCGCUUACUGGAGCAGAAACCGCAGAGUCUUUGACAGAAAUUGAAAUGCAAGAAUCCUCAUGGAUCUCCCACAUGAUACUGGCAAACGAGAAGGGUAAAGAUGUAUCACUUUCUUGGGAGUACCAGAAAGAAGAUCCUAAAGAGCUCUCAUCUGGCCAGGAGCACGGUCAGCUUGAUCCAGUCCCAAAUAAUGUUCCUUUAGAAGCUGAGCAAUUUCAGCAAGCAUCAACUUCAGGACUCAAAGUCGACAUAGGUCCAAGCACUGAAUCAGCUUCGAUUGGUGGGGGAAAUAUGUUAGGCAGUAGGAAACCAGGGGAAAAGAGAAGAACAAAAACAGAAAAGACCAUUGGCUUGGAGGUUCUUCGACAAUACUUUGCUGGAAGCCUCAAGGAUGCAGCCAAGAGCAUUGGUGUUUGUCCAACUACCUUGAAAAGGAUAUGUAGGCAACAUGGAAUUAUGCGAUGGCCCUCCCGAAAAAUCAAGAAGGUUGGGCAUUCGUUAAAGAAACUCCAACUUGUUAUGGACUCUGUUCAAGGUGCGCAGGGCUCUAUCCAACUCGAUUCAUUCUAUACAAGCUUCCCAGAGCUUAACUCCCCAAAUAUGUCUAGUAAUGGCCCAUCCUUGAAGAAUACUGAACAGUCAAGUCAUUUGAAUGCUCAAACCGAUAAUUAUGGUAUUAUGGCAGAGGAAAACCCCAGGUCACCAUCAUCUUCUUGCAGCAAGAGCUCUGGUUCAAGCAACAAUAAUGAGAAUACUGCAAACAUUCUAGUUGCUGAGGAUGCUGAUGCGGUGUUAAAGAGAGCUCACAGUGAAGCGCAACUGCAUAAUGUGAAUCAGGAGGAAACAAAAUGUCUUUCAAGAACCCAGAGCCAUAAAACAUUCAAGAAGCCUCCUGUUCUUGAAAAUUCAUCUCCAUUACCAGGUAGUAGCAACAAGAGCUUAAGAGCUGGAGGUGCCAUCAAAGUGAAAGCGACAUUUGGUGAGGCCAGAAUACGGUUUACCUUACUCCCGAGUUGUGGCUUCAGAGAGCUGCAGCAAGAGAUUGCUAGGCGUUUCAACAUAGAUGACAUUUCCUGGUUUGAUCUGAAGUACCUGGAUGAUGAUAAGGAGUGGGUUCUUCUGACAUGUGAAGCGGAUCUCGUGGAAUGCAUAGACAUAUAUAGGUUAACACAGACCCACACAAUUAAAAUAAGUCUGAACGAAGCUUCUCAAGUCAAGCUAAGUGGUUCUUUUGGCAGCACUGGUCUUUCCUGAAAAACAAUCAAAGAGCAAAGCACCAGGAAGAUUCUACUGAUUUUUUAGCUUUUGUAGAAAUCUCACUUACCAUUUUAGCCUGGGAAUCCUUUGUAAACAUAUUUCCAGUGCCCUGAACACCAUUUUGGAAGUGGCAGUAGUAACUUGGUCUCCUGUAUUGCCCUAGCAGAUUUUUGUAUAAAAGAGAUGCAUUCCA
Arabidopsis arenosa is the source of this 3281-nucleotide messenger RNA. Lineage: Eukaryota; Viridiplantae; Streptophyta; Magnoliopsida; Brassicales; Brassicaceae. The record is from the annotation of a GenBank genome assembly.